Prorocentrum cordatum is the source of this 1866-nucleotide messenger RNA. Lineage: Eukaryota; Dinophyceae; Prorocentrales; Prorocentraceae. The record is from the annotation of a GenBank genome assembly.
AGCCAUUUGGGCUCAAGUCACGCUCGGCUUGCGCAUUCUACGCUGCACCACACAUACACGCACUGACCUACGAGCUCAAAUCGGUCUUCUAGUCUUCUGAUCUGCAGGAUGGUAGCAGACCGGCAGGUCGAGACCAUGCUCCUGGUGGUGUUCGUCGCCAGUAUGCCCAUCGCAGCAUCGCUCAAGACGCAGACCUUCACCAACACCUCGCAGGCGGCUGGCUCAGGAGCGCCGUGCACGUUGGCCGACACCUCUGGCUGCCAGGACAAAGACGUCAUCUUGUACAACCCGGUGACGAACGGAGACGGGAGCGUCCAGGGGUUGGUACUCACUUUCUGGAGCGGGCAGUGGGGCACGGUUUGCGACGAUGUCACGGACUGCGACGCGCCCGGCGGAGGGACCAGUCCAUGCUCCAACGGCUACGUCAACGUCGCCGGAGGUCAGCAGCUGGCGGCGGUCGUGUGCCGGGAGCUCGGCCUGGACGCGAGCGGAGCCCAGGAGUACAAUGCGGAUGGGAGUAGUUCAGGGUACCCGAUCCACGUUGACGGCACGAGCAACCACAUCAGCGGCUGCGCGGGCACGGAGGCGGCCCUUGCAGACUGCGCGUGGCUCCUCUACGGCUCCCACAACUGCGGGCAUGAAGAGGACGUGGGCGUUAUCUGCCAGCCUGCCGGCCCAACGAGCAGCCCGACGCCUUCGCCAACGCCUGCUCCAACGGUGGCGCCAACGAAUUCGGCUUCUGCCACUGGCGACCCCCACCUGACGAACGUUCACGGCCAGAAGUUCGACUUGAUGAAGCCGGGCAAGCACGUUCUGAUAAACAUCCCCCGUGGAGAGCCCGCGGAGAACGCCUUCUUGCGCGUGCAGGCCCUUGCUCAGCGAUUGGGUGACAAGUGCGGGGAGAUGUACUUCCAAGAGGUAAACGUUACAGGGUCUUGGGCAGAGGCAACACAAGCGGGAGGGUAUCAUUACAGCAUCUCGCAAAGCGCCGCUAAGACUCCAGAGUGGGUCGCUUUUGGCGAGGUGGAGUUGAAAGUGGUUCAAGGACGUACGCACGCUGGCAUGAAGUAUUUCAACGUAUACGUGAAGCGCUUGGGGCGAGCGGGGUUUGUUGUGGGAGGUCUACUAGGGGAAGACGAUCACACAGAUGCAACACAGGCCCCAGCGUCAUGCCACAGGCAAGUUACUUUAGAUGGGAAUGCGGACGACCAGGAUUCGUUGAGCAUCACCUGGCCGUCCGCGUCGUCAAGCUUCGCGUCAUUUGCAUCUGCAAGCUUGGAGUGAGCAUGCAUUCGAUCUGCGAUACCACGCGAUGCUUUUUAUGUUUCUGUUCUUCGACGCACAGGAAGCACCGGCAUCGCAGCUAUCCUCCAUCCUGGAAUCUCCUCUCACUCCUCGCUCCUCUUCUCUGCCCCAUCCUCGCCCAUCUUCCAUUCAGGGAAACAGCAUGCGUGUGCGGCCCGAUCUGGCCGCGCGUCCUGUUUUCCCUCGUUCUGGCACGAGUGGCCCUAGACUGUCCUUUCUAGCCACCGUGCACGCCGUAAAAAAACGCAGCAUGUCUUGAUUCAUCCGAAUUUGAACCCCGGGCGGGCAGCAUCCAAGCCACCUCGAUUAUUAAGUCAAAAGACCAGUGGAGCACGAGCGUCAACACAGCUUGGUUCGAGCUCCGAACAUGACGGACAGAUGUGUCAGAGGUCAAGUUGCUUGUAGCUCUUGUAUGCGGUAGUCCAAGCUACUUGCUGUCACGCGGAAGUGCCUGCGCAAUGGGGCACACGCCUUCCCUGCAAGCGCAUCGCGCGUGGGCCCCUGCCUCCUCGCCUUCGGAACGCAAUCGCCGCGAGCGCCCGCGUGCUUUCGAGGAUGAGG